GCGAGCCCCGCGCGAGUGCACUGCGAGGCGGGCCGCAGGGAGGGAGGCGCGAAGAGGGCGCGAGGGUGGCAGCCGGAGGGAGCUGCCGCCCCUGCCCGCCCGGGUCCCCGUGGGGUGCAUGGGGCGCUUCGAGCCGGGAUCCCACGCGGGCCCCGCGCCCAGCUUCCUGCUGCCGUGAGAAGCCGCGCCGGGACGCCCCCAGACCCAGAGCUGCCGGGAGGAUGACCAUGGCCGGGGGCAGGAAGGGACUGGUGGCCCCCCAAAACACGUUUCUGGAGAAUAUUGUCCGGCGGUCCAAUGAUACUAAUUUUGUGUUGGGGAAUGCCCAGAUAGUGGACUGGCCUAUCGUGUACAGCAAUGAUGGAUUUUGCAAGCUGUCUGGCUAUCACAGGGCGGAAGUGAUGCAAAAAAGCAGUACCUGCAGUUUUAUGUAUGGGGAGCUGACUGAUAAAGACACCAUUGAAAAGGUGCGGCAGACAUUUGAGAACUAUGAGAUGAAUUCCUUUGAAAUCUUGAUGUACAAGAAGAACAGGACACCUGUGUGGUUCUUUGUGAAAAUUGCUCCAAUUCGAAAUGAACAGGACAAAGUGGUUUUAUUUCUUUGCACUUUUAGUGACAUAACAGCUUUCAAACAGCCGAUUGAGGAUGACUCAUGUAAAGGCUGGGGGAAGUUUGCUCGGCUGACCAGAGCACUGACAAGCAGCAGGGGCGUCCUGCAGCAGCUGGCUCCCAGCGUACAAAAAGGCGAGAAUGUCCACAAGCACUCCCGCCUGGCCGAGGUUCUGCAGCUGGGCUCAGACAUCCUUCCCCAAUACAAGCAAGAGGCACCAAAGACUCCCCCUCACAUCAUCUUACAUUACUGUGUUUUUAAGACCACGUGGGAUUGGAUUAUCUUGAUCUUAACCUUCUACACAGCCAUCUUGGUCCCUUACAAUGUCUCCUUUAAGACCAGACAGAACAACGUGGCCUGGCUGGUUGUGGAUAGCAUCGUGGACGUCAUCUUUUUGGUGGACAUUGUGCUGAAUUUUCAUACCACCUUUGUUGGACCAGCUGGGGAGGUGAUUUCUGACCCCAAACUCAUCCGCAUGAACUACCUGAAGACGUGGUUUGUGAUUGACCUUCUGUCCUGUUUGCCAUAUGAUGUCAUCAACGCUUUUGAGAACGUGGAUGAGGGCAUCAGCAGUCUGUUCAGCUCUCUGAAAGUUGUCCGGCUGCUCCGUCUGGGGCGGGUGGCCCGGAAGCUGGACCACUACAUCGAAUACGGAGCUGCCGUGCUGGUCCUGCUGGUGUGUGUGUUCGGGCUGGCUGCUCACUGGAUGGCCUGCAUUUGGUACAGCAUCGGGGACUAUGAGAUCUUUGAUGAGGACACCAAGACCAUCCGCAACAACAGCUGGCUCUACCAGCUGGCGAUGGACAUUGGCACCCCUUACCAGUUUAAUGGGUCCGGCUCAGGGAAGUGGGAAGGUGGUCCCAGCAAGAAUUCCGUCUACAUCUCCUCGUUGUAUUUCACCAUGACCAGCCUCACCAGCGUGGGCUUUGGGAACAUCGCUCCAUCCACGGACAUCGAGAAGAUCUUUGCCGUGGCCAUCAUGAUGAUUGGCUCACUUCUCUAUGCCACCAUCUUCGGGAAUGUGACGACCAUUUUCCAACAGAUGUACGCCAACACCAACAGGUACCAUGAGAUGCUCAACAGCGUUCGGGACUUCCUGAAGCUCUACCAGGUGCCCAAGGGAUUGAGCGAGCGAGUCAUGGAUUACAUCGUGUCCACCUGGUCCAUGUCCAGAGGCAUCGACACAGAGAAGGUCCUGCAGAUCUGCCCCAAGGACAUGAGAGCUGACAUCUGCGUGCACCUGAACCGCAAGGUCUUCAAGGAGCACCCGGCCUUCCGGCUGGCCAGCGACGGCUGCCUGCGGGCCCUGGCCAUGGAGUUCCAGACGGUGCACUGCGCCCCAGGGGACCUCAUCUACCACGCAGGGGAGAGCGUCGACAGCCUCUGCUUUGUGGUCUCCGGCUCCCUGGAGGUGAUCCAGGAUGACGAGGUGGUGGCCAUUCUAGGGAAAGGAGACGUGUUUGGAGACGUGUUCUGGAAGGAAGCCACCCUUGCCCAGUCCUGUGCCAACGUGCGGGCCUUGACCUACUGCGACCUGCAUGUGAUCAAACGGGACGCCCUGCAGAAAGUGCUGGAAUUCUACACUGCCUUCUCCCAUUCCUUCUCCCGGAACCUCAUUCUCACCUACAACUUGAGGAAGAGGAUCGUGUUCCGGAAGAUCAGCGACGUGAAACGGGAGGAGGAAGAGCGCAUGAAACGGAAGAACGAGGCCCCCCUGAUCUUGCCGCCCGACCACCCCGUCCGGCGGCUUUUCCAGAGGUUCCGACAGCAGAAGGAGGCCAGGCUGGCCGCGGAGAGGGGAGGCCGGGACCCGGACGACCUGGAUGUGGAGAAGGGCAGCAUCCUCACCGAGCACAGCAACCACGGCCUGGUGAAGGCCAGCGUCGUCACCGUCCGCGAGAGCCCCGCCACGCCCGUGGCCUUCCCGGCGGCCGCCGCCUCCGCGGGGCUGGACCAGGCCCGGCUGCAGGCGCCCGAGGCCGAGGGCCCCAAGGCCGGCGGGGGCGACUGCGCCAAGCGCAAGGGCUGGGCCCGCUUCAAGGACGCCUGUGGGAAGGCGGAGGACUGGAGCAAGGUGUCCAAGGCCGAGUCCAUGGAGACGCUCCCCGAGAGGACGAAGGCGGCCGGCGAGGCCACGCUCAAGAAGACAGACUCGUGUGACAGCGGCAUCACCAAGAGCGACCUGCGUCUGGACAACGCGGGCGAGGCCCGCAGCCCCCAGGACCGCAGCCCCAUCUUGGCGGAGGUCAAGCAUUCCUUCUACCCCAUCCCCGAGCAGACGCUGCAGGCCACUGUCCUGGAGGUGAAGCACGAGCUCAAGGAGGACAUCAAGGCCCUGAACAGCAAAAUGACGAACAUUGAGAAACAGCUCUCCGAGAUACUCAGGAUACUAACUUCCCGCCGAGCCUCCCAGUCUCCUCAGGAGCUGUUUGAAAUCUCCAGGCCUCAGUCCCCAGAAUCAGAGAGAGACAUUUUUGGAGCCAGCUGAGAGGUCUGCUGGGGGAGGGAAAAAAGUAAAAAGAGGAGAAAACCUACCAUCCUGCCCUGGACACCGCCCCCACCACACACAGCUACAUGACCAACAACUUUGCAAGUAGGCUCUUCCCGACAGAAAAGCCCAGGGGGACCCGUCGCUGAAGCCCGCUCGCUCCUCUCUCUCUAGGGAAAGAUCCGGAAAGAGGAGUGUGUGCCACCCCGCAAGAUGGCAGCUGCAUCUGAACUGUCUCUGCACACUUUUGGAAGAGGGGGCAUGCCAUCUAAAGGGUAUUUUCCUUCAUUUUUAAUUUUUUACUGCCAUGAUAUUUGUAAAAGAUAGAAACUACCAGAAAAGAGCAGCAGCCCCUUGGGGAGUGGUGGGAGAGCCCCGAGAACCCCUCGUGUCUGUACCAGGCUGGGCUCCUCCGCCAAGACCCCCAAAGACUGCGGUGGGCACAGGGAGUGCGCAGCAUUCCCUGUCCUUGGACGUCACCGGAUAUUUGCCUACAGUAUUUGUAACAAGCUCGGGACAAGGGGACUCUGUCUCUAAUGGUUCAGGCCGAGAACCAGCUGAAGUGCUUGUGGUGCCUCCUCUAGGCACUUAGAGCCAGAGCCGGGAAUCUUCAGGUCCCCUUUCCCAAAAGAGAUGAGCCGAGUGUAAGAGCUGGAGAGGGGCCGUGGGGACCCAGAGAUUCUCUGGGCUGUGGUCUGCAGCCCACUCCUAUGGGAGAGCCGCAGGGGAGGGCCCCCGAGGCCCCAGGUGAAUCUCUGGCCUGACGCCACGAGCCUCACCACACAGGCUCCUUUGCUUCUUUCCGUCUCAACCUCUUCCCAAGUGUUCCUGUGGCAUUCCUCAGGGUAUGGAGCAUCGGCAGGAAGGGUGAUGAGCCCAGAUUUGCUUUAUUAGCAAAGCAGACACACACGUAACCUCAGAAAAAUGAUUGUAGUAAGCACUGUUUGUAUCAUGAUUCUCACUGGGAUUGCCCUACAGAAGUUUGUAUUUUGUCCACUGCAUGGGUUCACAUAGGACACUCGGGAGCCAUGCUUGGCCUUAUUUUAAAGCUAGUCUCUUUAUCUCAUACUAAAGUCAAGACUUCAAGAGAAACCGAAGACUGCAGGGCCACGACUGAACUUACUUCAGGAAGGGUUUCCAGGCUGCCUCUGUAAAGUGAUGGAGAGAGGUGGCCAUGGAGCUGUGGUCCACAGGGAAGGUCUGAGCUCAGAAUGACGAUCAUGGAGCCACCUACGGGUCAUCCAAGUCCCUAUGCCGAAAUGCUCGGGACCCUCCACUGCCUCGCCUUCACCUGGGGUCAGGUAAUCCUUGGGCUCCUUUCAGUGGCAUCUGAGAAAGGCAAGAGAAGAGGUCUCUCCCAGGGAAAGUGCAGAGAGGAGUCAGGACUCUAAAUUCAGCUUCAAAAGAGUGAAGUUAGGCAUGCAAGUGAUCUGGACCGUUAGUGCCAGCAUGGAACUAUCCAGGGCACUGACCUUCUGCACGUGUUGCACCACGGUCAUCCCAUCCUCAGGACGGAAGGGAGCCUGACAGGUCAGGACCUGCCCUACCAAAGCUAGCUAGUGUUUCUGAAAGCCCCAGCACCCCUUCGGUCCCACUCAGUGGCCAUGGCAUGACCCGGGACUUGGACCUCAGUUGUCUGUGCAGAGAGGGGCUGUCCCCAGGGUUGGCACAGGCAGCCCUGGGGAGCAGGAUUCUUUCCCAGAGGCCCCGCACACUUUUGCAGCUCCUCCCAGGAGGCUUAUGGGGUGGCCCCUGGCUUCCCGAGGCUGAGACCUUAUUGGGCCCAGUAAGGUCUCAGCCCUAGAUGGCAGCCUGCAAAGAGGAGGAAGUGACAUUUCCCAAGGCCGAGCCCUGACCGUUUAUGACUCUGGCUAAGCGAGGGGGCUUUCAGCCUCUUUCACUUGACAAGCUGCCAACCAGUCCUUGGGGCUGAGGCUGUAAAAUAGCUGGAAUCCCAUCUGCCAGCUGGCCCUGAAACGUUCUAGUUUGUUCUAGUGUGCCGUUCCUUAAACUUGCUCGUCAGCCUGCUUCCAAAGUUGAGAACUCACCGCUUUAAGGUGGGGCGAGGGCCCUGAUACCUCCCGCAUCCGGCUGCCCCGCUCUCCGGGACUCGAUGGCAGGCUCCUGUGCAGCUCCCUGCAGGCCCUGCCCUCCAGCUCUGCCUGGGGAGUACAGGGCUGUCAGGCUGAGGGGCAAAGAUGCUGAUGUGUGAGGCCUUGAAGUCCAGACCUGUUUAGAGGGGAAAAAAUCACGCUUCGUGAAUGUAUUGCUGGAUCGACUCCUCGAAGUCAAACUGGGCUAGUGACGAGCAGCCUGAUCGACUCCUCUCGGGGUCCCAGGGCCUGCAGCACACCCUCCUGGGGGUGACGGUGGGAGCACCACCGGGGUGGCUGUCUGUGCUUUUAUUCUUCUCCAGUCAAGGAUUUGGGGAAUUUUUGCUAUAAUGGUUUUUCUCUGGGGAAAG
Messenger RNA from Vicugna pacos (alpaca), 5562 nucleotides. The record is from RefSeq and is a predicted model, not a curated record. NCBI's taxonomy places the organism in Eukaryota, Metazoa, Chordata, Mammalia, Artiodactyla, Camelidae.